Molecule: messenger RNA, 2484 nt
Organism: Hemicordylus capensis (graceful crag lizard)
Lineage: Eukaryota; Metazoa; Chordata; Lepidosauria; Squamata; Cordylidae
Gene: CCNE2
Product: cyclin E2
Exons: 13
Coding region: 341-1537 (398 amino acids)
Biological process (GO): G1/S transition of mitotic cell cycle; regulation of cyclin-dependent protein serine/threonine kinase activity
Cellular component (GO): cyclin E1-CDK2 complex; centrosome; nucleus
Molecular function (GO): cyclin-dependent protein serine/threonine kinase regulator activity
Source: RefSeq, a predicted model, not a curated record
CGAGGUGGGCGGGAGAAUGUGCAGCCCGGGAAGGAAAAGACAGUGACGGGAGGACUGAGCUUGGACCCAGCUGACGCAUGCGCAAGCACGGCCCUAUAUAAAGGCUUGGCGCCGGCGCCAGCUGAGCGUACUCCAGGUUUGGGCGGCAGGAGAAGCUGAGGUGCAAGAUUUUUCAGGGACUAGAACAUGACCUGUGUGGGCAGUUGCCCAGCUGACUUCCUGUUCAGGCACAAGACUGUAAGAGGAAAUGGGUACCUUUGAAGAACGCUUGGCAUAUUCCUGACUCUAUGUUCCAGUGCCCCACCAGGAGCUUAGGGCAACCAUUUGGAAUCUUAAUAAGAUGUCAAGACGCAGUAGUCGUUUACAAGCUAAACUGCACCAGCCCUGCCAGGAUACAUCUCCAAAAGAACUGCAAGUGCCAGACAUUCUUCAGAACAGGAAAAGAAAAGCAAUGCAGGAUACCAAAAGAAAAGAAGAAAAUACAAGACAUCAGUAUGAAAUUCAGAGCUGUUGGCCAUCCACAAUAUCAGGCGGCAUCUCUCCGUGCAUAAUAAUCGAAACGCCUCACAAAGAAGCAGUAACCACAGACUUCUCCAGAUUCAAAAAAUACAGGUUCAGAAAUCUCUUCAUAAAUCCAUCACCUUUACCUGAACUUAGCUGGGGAAAUUCUAAAGACAUCUGGUUCAACAUUCUGAAGAAAGAAAACAAAUAUUCUCACUGCAAGCAUUUCACGUCUCUACACUUGAGCCUACAGCCACACAUGAGAUCAAUUCUAUUGGACUGGCUUCUCGAGGUAUGUGAAGUAUACACCCUCCAUAGGGAAACGUUCUACUUGGCACAAGACUUCUUUGAUCGGUUCAUGUUGACUCAAAAGAACAUAAACAAAACAAUGCUUCAGCUCAUAGGAAUUACAGCAUUAUUCAUAGCUUCCAAACUUGAGGAGAUAUAUGCUCCCAAACUACAGGAAUUUGUCUAUGUUACCGAUGGUGCUUGCACUGAAGAUGAUAUUAUAAGGAUGGAGCUCAUUAUUCUAAAGGCUCUAAAAUGGGAACUUUGCCCAGUAACGAUAGUCUCUUGGCUGAAUCUUUAUCUCCAAAUGGAUGCUCUAAAAGAUGAUCCAAAGGUGCUGCUACCUCAGUAUUCUCAGAAGAAGUUCAUCCAAAUAGCACAGCUUUUGGAUCUCUGUAUUCUAGAUGUCAAUUCUCUGGACUUCCAGUACAGGACAUUGGUGGCGGCUGCACUCUGCCAUUAUACUUCAAUAGCAGUAGUUAAGAGAGUGUCAGGCUUGGAUGCAGACAGUAUUUCAGAAUGUGUAGAGUGGAUGAAACCAUUUGUUGAAAUAGCAAAAAAGAACCCCGUGAAAUUAAAGAACUUUAAAAAGAUUGCUGCAGAAGACAGGCAUAACAUACAGACCCACACAAACUACUUGGACUUGCUGGAAGAAGUUAAGUAUGAAGUCACUGCUGCAGUACCAGGCCAGCUUUCACCAAUAUCUACAGGAGGAAUAAUUACCCCUCCCAAAAGCUCUGAAAAGUGAAAUUUCCACUUAUCCACAAGCCAUGUCCCAGGAACUGUCUCUUACAGAUACUGGAACUUUGCCAUUUCGACAUGUGGCUGGGAAGACUAUCAACUGACACAAGGAAGCUUAAAUGCAAGUGCCUUGAGGCAGCCUAACCACUCCACCUCCCGAAUACAUGAGCAGUGACGAAUUAAGGACAUAACCGAUUAAUGAACUUUCAGUUUUAUGACAGCUGAGUCUGUCAGUGGUUUAGUUGGAGAUGUACUUAACAGACUCCAUCUAUCAAUGACCUAAAGUUCAUGGUGGUUUUGCAGCAGGGGGGAGUGUACACAGGUGAGAAGAAUGUCUUCUUCCCUCUCUUGCUGUCAGUACUAUGUACAGUAUGAAACCACACUCAACAGUAUGAGUGAGAUUUCAGCUUGAAUAAGAAGCACAGCUACCCUGGCCUGUUGUGAAUAGGUUGUGCCUAAAUACCUACUGAUCUACACUUACUUGUGUAGCUAUGUAAUGAGUUAGCUUAUUGAAUUUCAAAAGCAAACUACACCCUAAAGAAACUGCAGUAAGGAUACGCAAGACGUGUUCUACCCCUAUUCCUAGAUCAAAGGGUAAAACUGCUGCUGCUCACAAAUGAAUUGGAAAAAGUGCCUUUGCAGUGAGCAACUGUCAGUCAAGUCUACCUCUGGUCAUGAGGUGCUAUUCUAUCUUCUGCACAAAAAGGGAAAAAGCCGACUGGUAUAGAAAGGACUGUUUAAAAGUACCAGGGACAGCUAUGCUCUGCCUUAAGUGUCACUCAGUACUUCAGUUUACACUUGUUCGUUUUACAAUGCAUUACAAAAGAACCUACUUCUGUAUAGGUUUGUAAAGAGAGGUGGGAUUUAAGUCUUUAACAUAGGAAAAUACCACACAGUAUGUUUAUAAAUGUAUUGUAUAAAAAAGUCUGAGUUAAAUAAAGUGUUGGAAUAUCA